Messenger RNA from Rubroshorea leprosula, 1325 nucleotides. The record is from the annotation of a GenBank genome assembly. NCBI's taxonomy places the organism in Eukaryota, Viridiplantae, Streptophyta, Magnoliopsida, Malvales, Dipterocarpaceae.
UUUCAAAAAUUCAUUAUUUUGGCAAUCUUCAAUGUCAAGUCAUUUGUUAUGAUUUUGUAAUUUUAUUUUCAUUCUGUAAGUCCAAUAAAUCAUGUGAAGAUUUGAAUUUCAGCCUUUUAAUUGUCAUUUGUAAGAAAAAUUCUCAUUAAACUUAAAAUAGAAACGAAAAUUACUCAAACUUUUGCUGGAAAAUGCAAGGGAGAUAAUUAUAACUUUAAAAAUAAGCCCAAAAAUCUACAUAUAUGAUGUCACAAAUUAAAUAGAAAGAGAUUAAGAAAGAGUUUAAUGUUGUAAAGUUGCUUAACCAAGACAACUUGAGUAACUAAGAAUACAGCAAAGAUUAGAGAAGGUUUUAAGAAAAGAUAAACAUGACUCCUAAGAACUAUGAUUGCAAUCAAAGUCUUUCUAGAGCCAACUUUUGCUUGAUUGCUUUCUUCAAUAGUGAAUGGUUGAUAGCUACAAUAAUAAAGAAUGAGAAUGUUACAAGAAUAUAGCACUUUUUAACUAUCAACACGAGGAAAAAUAUUCUGAAAUAUAUAAAUAUAUAUAUAUUUAUAAAGAUUAGGAAUCACCUUUAGGAAAAUGAGAGAGGAUCAACAAGGUCAAUUUUCAUUCCUGUUGGCUCCAUACUUCCAUGGUUGAUGAAAUUCAAACUAAAAACAGCGUUCUUACAGUGUCUUUUUCUUCCCUGAAAAAGCAGAUAGACUGAUAAUGUUCUGUACAAUGUAUAGCAACCAUACAUGAAAAGCAAUGAACUUUGUACAAAUUUUAAGAACCCAAUUCAACUCUUUCACACCCUUUUUAGAAAUAUUGAUCUCCAUGAAAAAUUAAAUUAGAAAUCUGUAAGAACCUCUAUAGAAGUUCAAACUCUUUGUCUUCCUUGUCCCCUCUUUUGUAUCUAUUUCUCUUACAUUGGGUUUCUUGAUCGCUUUUAAGGUUCUUAGUUCUUAUAGAUUUUAAGUUGAUUUUUCAUGGAGAUCGAUAUUUCUAAAAAAGGUGUGAAAGAGUUGAACUAGGUUUUUAAAAUUUGUAUGAAGUUUGUUGCUUUUCACAUAUAGUUACUUUACGUCUUAUGAAAUAUGAUCAAUGCAUUUGCUUUUUCAAGGAAGAGAAAGACAUCAUAAGAACACUGUUUUUACCUUGAGUUUCAUCAAAUAUGAAGUAUGGAUACAACUGCAAUGGAAAUUGACCCACCUCGUGAACAACAAUCUGUUUGUCUUCCAUUUACCAUGAUUCAUAAUCCUUUUAUAUGUAUACUUUUUUUUCAAAGUGUGUGAUUUUUCCUCCAUGUUGAUACAAGGAAAGUGCUAUAUUCCUAUAACAUU